Acanthochromis polyacanthus (spiny chromis) is the source of this 2866-nucleotide messenger RNA. RefSeq names its product amyloid beta (A4) precursor protein-binding, family B, member 1 interacting protein (gene apbb1ip). NCBI's taxonomy places the organism in Eukaryota, Metazoa, Chordata, Actinopteri, Pomacentridae. Gene Ontology annotation, cellular component: cytosol; plasma membrane. The transcript is spliced from 14 exons. Bases 409 to 2454 code for a protein of 681 amino acids. Gene Ontology annotation, biological process: signal transduction. The record is from RefSeq and is a predicted model, not a curated record.
AUCUGCUCAAGUGGUUUUCAGUCACUGCUGCAAUCUCGACCGGACGCUAACUUGUCCCGGUCCACGUUUUGCAGCUUGAAAACAGUCACAGUGGCGAUAAGCAGCUCUGUGGAAGCGGGGGGGAUUGGCCCAUCGCUGCCCAGACAAGACUGUUGUGAAAGUGUUGAGCUCUGAGGAGGAAUGUAGUGACAGGUCUAGACCUGAACUUCCGCAUUAAGCAGGAAGAAGUCAACAGUCAGACAGCCAGAUGCAAUCCACAUCAACACACCCAAAUCUGCCUGCUUAUGACCGUUUUUGUGCAUCUUUUGGCGUUGAGCUUUGUUAGAGAACAACAUUUCCAGGUGGAGCUAUUGUCCAUGAAGCUGUUAUCUCGAAAGUAACUGGUGAACAAAAAGGGGAUUUGAAAAGAUGGAUGACAUUGACGCCAUGUUCAGCGACCUGCUGGGGGAGAUGGACCUCCUCACUCAGAGUCUGGGUCAGGAAACUGUGCCUCCUGCGCCGCUCCCCAGCACCAAGGAGGAAGCCAACUUCUCCAUCGGCUUCACUGACCUCAACGCGUCCCUCCAUGAGCUGGAGGACAAUGACUUGGACGCUCUCAUGGCUGAUCUGGUGGCCGACCUCAACGCGACCGAAGAGAAACUCGCAGCGGAGAUCGAAGGCCUGAAGGUGCCGACGCCGCCCCCAUCGGAGCUGCCGCUGCCGCCGCCGCCCAACGACCUGAUCACGCCACCGGCCUCCUCGCUCAUCUCACCAACAUCCCCCGCAAGCACCAGCAGCAAUGUUAGCACCCCAUCCCCCUCCACCACCUCCCCCUUACCACCUCCUCAGUCGAAGAAGCCCACAAAGGAGGAAAUCGAGGCACAGAUGAAGGCAGACAAAAUCAAACUCGCUCUGGAGAAGCUUAAGGAAGCCAAAGUGAAAAAGCUGGUGGUGAAAGUGCUGAUGAACGACGGCUCCUCCAAGACUCUGAUGGUGGAUGAAAGGCAAAACGUCAGGGAAGUUCUGGACAACAUGUUUGAGAAAACUCACUGUGACUGUAAUGUGGACUGGAGCCUGUGUGAGACCAACCCUGAACUGCAACUCGAACGGACGUUUGAAGACCACGAGAACCUUGUGGAGCCGCUCUUAGCGUGGACGCGGGACAGCGAGAACAAAAUCCUCUUUCAAGAAAGAGGGGAAAAGCAUGAGGUUUUCAAAAACCCACAGAACUUUUAUCUAUGGAAGAAGGAUAAGAAAACUCUCAAAGACAUUAAAGACAAAGACAAGGAGUUAUUAAUACAGGAGAACUUCUGCGGCACUUCCAUCAUCGUGCCUGAUCUCGAGGGGGUUCUGUACCUCAAAGAAGACGGCAAGAAGUCCUGGAAGCAGCGGCUCUUCCAGCUGAGGGCAUCGGGAAUUUAUUACGUGCCCAAAGGGAAGACCAAGUCCUCCCGUGAUCUCGUCUGUUUUAUCCAGUUCGACAACGUAAAUGUCUACUAUGGCAAAGACUUCAAGAGCAAAUACAAGGCCCCGACUGACUUCUGCUUUGUUCUGAAGCAUCCUCAGAUCCAGAAAGAGUCUCAGUACAUCAAGUACUUGUGCUGUGAUGACGCUUGGAGCAUGAAUCUUUGGGUGACCGGGAUACGGAUUGCGAAGUACGGCGUGUCGCUGUAUGAGAACUUUAAAACAGCAGAGAAGAAGGCUGCUGUGAGUGCUGUGUGGACGAACCGCAGCACUCCAUCGAGCUCCAAUCCAUCAACACCUUCACCCACCAUCAAAGCAAAAUCUCCAAGCCAGGCCAAUGGUCAUGCUCCCAAACCCCAACCAGGGCCUGUUCCCCAGGACUUCCCUCCUCCACCUCCACCUCCACCGCUGGGUGAAAUCCUUCCUCCUCCUCCUCCGGACCCCAUCCUUCCUCCUCCAAUGCCUCCUUUGGCUGCAAAGAGUGCCUUGAAACCUGCUGGCCCACAGAAACACCUGCCGACCAAUUUCCCUCCACCUCCACUUGCGAUGGACAACCUCCCCCCUCCACCGCCGCCUCCACCCAUCGACGACGCCUCUGAGGCUCCACCGGACUUCCUUCCACCUCCUCCUCCAGCCGCCGGCUUCGGUUCACUCCCACCUCCUCCGCCAUCGAUGGUGAACUCUCUACCACCUUCACCGGCUAGUUUCGGGGGCAUGGGCCUUCCUCCUCCACCACCAGAUCCAGUGUCUUUACCUCCACCACCUCCAUCUCAGCCGGUGUUCACAGGAGCUGGGGCACCCCCACCACCUCCACCACCUCCUCCACCACCUGCCGCCCCUGCUGCUGUUCCACGAGUAGCUGUGCGGCCCGCAGGGUCCCUGAAGAAGGUUCCUCCUGCCCCACCAAAGAGGACUACACCACCGCUGCACGGAGGAGGAGGUGGAGGAGGAGGUGGAGACUUCAUGUCAGAACUGAUGCUCGCCAUGAAGAAGAAGAGUUCGGAUCAUUAAUCAAUCAUCAAUUUGUGGAUUAUAAAUAUAGUACGAACUUCAUCUGCUUUUCUGUAAGAAAAAGCAAAUGUGUCUUUAAAGAUACUCAUCAAUGUAUUCACAGUUUACGAAGCAAAAGACCAAAAAGUUACCUUUUAAAGAAAAUGUUAUACCUCUUUUUUACAGAGUUUGGAAACUGGUGUCACAAUUUGCUGUAAGAUGCAAUAUUUGUAAACAGUUAUUUUUUAUGACAUUAAAAUCAAAAAGCUGUCGUCAUACUUCCAAGAGACACUUUUAUAAGAUUGUAUAUAUGUUUGCAUGGAUGAUGGGCUGUAAAUACUGUAAAAACACAUUCUCACAGUGUCCAGGGAAUAUACAGUGUACCCAGUUAAUUUUCAGAUGACUGUUACCCAAAUAAAACCUCCUAAAUAUA